Betta splendens (Siamese fighting fish) is the source of this 934-nucleotide messenger RNA. It is a transcript of the gene rpain, whose product is annotated as RPA interacting protein. Gene Ontology annotation, cellular component: PML body; nucleus. Gene Ontology annotation, biological process: protein import into nucleus. NCBI's taxonomy places the organism in Eukaryota, Metazoa, Chordata, Actinopteri, Anabantiformes, Osphronemidae. The transcript is spliced from 7 exons. The coding region runs from base 156 to 830 and encodes 224 amino acids. The record is from RefSeq and is a predicted model, not a curated record.
AGAAGAAGAAGAAGAAGAAGAAGAAGAAGAAGAAGACACGGCUGACAAAAAUUUCCGGGUCAUGGUGUUGCACUCUUUUGCAUUACUGUUGGUUAACUUUAGCUAUUUGCUUAAAAGGGUCGUUGCUUAGGUUUUAUAUUCUAGUGGCUUUGCAAAUGGAUGCAUUGCACAGACACCGUUCACUUUAUAAAGGAACCACGCCACCAUGGAAAGAAACAUAUCGGCGGCGCUGCAUGGACAGACUAAAAAACAGCCGCUCCAGGCUGUUGGACAGAUAUCGUCAGAUGGGAGAGACCUGCAGCUCCGGGGCCUCCAUCAUCGUCCAGGAGGUGAUGGGUGAGGAGUGGACCGCACUGCAGUCAGAGGACCAGAGGCUACCCUCUCUGUGGGGGUCAGGGGGCAUGUCGGAGAUGUUCAAUGUCAUGAAGGAAUAUGAUGAACUGGCAGUUUUAGAAGACAUCCAACAGGAACUGAUGUCUCACGAAAUGUCUAUUAUUGAAGAGUAUGAAAGGAACCUGCAGUUUGAGCAACAGUAUAUAUCAUCUGUUGUGGAAGGCAUGGAUGAGAUGCAGAUCAUUUGCCCUACAUGUCAUGUGAACAAUUUGAACGUCAACAGUUACUUCAUAGCUUGUCCCUGCGGAUUGUACAUUAACACUAAGAAACGGAACAUUACACCAGAGGCCCUGCGGAAUCUUCUGGAAUCUAGAAUGUCAGAGCACAUGGGGGACUGUCUUUACAAUCCAAUUUUUUCUGUUGCUUCAAACACCGAUAGCUCACCUAACCUGAUGAUAAGCUGCAAGGUUUGCGACUACCUGUCCAUUGUUCUUUGAAAGCAGACUUGGCUUCUAUGGCUACUGGACUUAAGAGAUUUGAUUUAUAGAGAAUUUUUUCUAUGUUAUAUGUUUGUUGAAAUAAAGGCUAUUUAUAUAAAAAA